Dissoconium aciculare CBS 342.82 is the source of this 1803-nucleotide messenger RNA. RefSeq lists its product as uncharacterized. The record is from RefSeq and is a predicted model, not a curated record. The transcript has a single exon. Lineage: Eukaryota; Fungi; Ascomycota; Dothideomycetes; Mycosphaerellales; Dissoconiaceae. Gene Ontology annotation, cellular component: nucleus. Bases 259 to 1572 code for a protein of 437 amino acids. Gene Ontology annotation, molecular function: DNA-binding transcription factor activity, RNA polymerase II-specific; RNA polymerase II transcription regulatory region sequence-specific DNA binding. Gene Ontology annotation, biological process: regulation of transcription by RNA polymerase II.
AUCUUGCUCACAGUAGAUUCACGUCACCCACAACUAUCCCAGUAUAUAUACAAUGGAGCCGCUCAUGUUGUCGGAGAUGUCUCCAUUGCGUCGGUUUCGCAAUUCGCAUCAUCGACAUCAUCUACAGAUACCACACUUCCACCCACCUUAACGAUCGACUCUGUUGUCCCCAACCAGCAUCAGACUUCGUUCCUGUGUUUGUUUGUUUGCCAUUUCGCAGCUCGAAUCAUCAUACCAUUGAACUAUCAGCGCGCCCUGAUGAUUAUCACCAAAGACCUUCCUGACCUGAACGAAGUUUUCAACACAAGCGACGCUGACUGGCCUCUUCUGGCUCCCGUCACGUCCGGAACAACAUAUCAUGGACAAAUCCAAACGGCGAGGACGCCAACGAGCAUAAGCGCGUCGCUGCAGAAUUUCUACUCGGCUGCAACGUCGCCGAGCGACAUGGCCGCUCUAGAAAAUGUGACUUCACUCGCAUCAGUCGAACCGUUACAAUGCCCUGUUCCUUUUCUCGACCAGCGCGGCGUUCAUCCAGCUCACGAUAUACAUCCCGGGGUCAAGCCAAGCAAUACGAUGAUGCUCUCUCCACAUAUUACUGGGCUUCCGAUGUCCACCUUUCAGAGCAGUGGCAUCUUGGCGCACGACGAUUAUCAGCUGGCGAGAUACGAGGACGCGCGCCAUCACUAUCCCGGACCGAUCCAGGAUACACCGAGAUAUUACACUCAUGACAGUGUGGCCAACUGGGAGCGAGGAUAUAUGUGGCCCACAGAACUCGGGGGGCCAUCUGUCGUGCAGCUCCACGCCGAUGCUUUAGAUAGUCUGGAGGACUCCAAACCUUUACUGGUCGAGCCACAACUUGGACAAACCUCGAGCUGCUACUCAUUAGAGCCAAGCUCAGCCCAUUAUCAAACAGACAAUUUCCCAAAUUAUGUGCCUGACGUUCACUCCCUACCUGGACUUUCAUCAAGCUACCACACCCCGAUCACACCACAGGAGUGCUCGCCACGGACAUCCCAGCUUGACCUAGGACUCCCCAGCAUUCCUUCCACGGACGAAUGGUCGCGACACAUGCCGGACAUGGGCGAUGAUAUGAUGCCAAAGCUGCAUACCGGCAGUCUCAUACCACCGCCGAACGACGUCUCAGGAUCCCGCUCACCUAGCUCGAUAUCCACGACAGCAUCUUCCACACGCAACGGCCCUCGACGCAACAGAUACCAAAUGUCAAUAGGAUCGUAUCCGUACACCUGCAAAGUCGGAUCCUGCGGCGCCGGCUUCCCUACACAAGCCGCUUUGACGCAUCACGGACGAACGCACAAGUCAUACAGUGAUCGCCAGCACGUAUGUACCAUCUGCAAGAAGCGCUUCCAAUAUCGCAAAGACUUGGGCCGGCAUAUGCCCAACCACGACCCGGAUGCUCAUCGAUUCCUCUGCCCCAUGGCAGACUGCAAGUACGCCACGAAAGGGUUCCGGCGACGGGACCAUCUCGACCGACACAUCGGAGCCGUCCACCCGGUCCGAACCCCCCCGCCAAUGAUGUAUAUGGCGCCGGCACAGCCGAUGCAGAUGUCGUGACUCAAUGUCGGCGAGACAUCGGCGAGCACACGACUAUACGAGAUCUAUGAUUGAACGACGAUGCAUGAUAUUAGCAUUUUUUUGGGGCAUGGCUCGCGCGACGGGCUUUCCCUUCAGAAGCUCUCUACGAGGCAAUGCAUGGGCGAAGCAUUUAUUGGCGUUUUGAUUUAUUUUACUCUUCUGGCCCCCAAAAGCUUGUGCGGACAGUGCAAAGCUGGCAAAUGUAACAUC